Molecule: messenger RNA, 2541 nt
Organism: Menidia menidia (Atlantic silverside)
Lineage: Eukaryota; Metazoa; Chordata; Actinopteri; Atheriniformes; Atherinopsidae
Source: the annotation of a GenBank genome assembly
UUGGUUUUCCUCACCAGAGGUGCCCUCGCCCUUGCCCUCGCAGCGAAACGCCGGAGGAGGGGGAAACGUGCCGGUGCGCUUGUGCGUCUCCGUGAGCGCGGUCACCGCACACCGCUGCCGGGCAUAUUCCUCUCCAAUGUGCGCUCACUGUCCAACAAAAUUGAUGAACUCCAGCUGCUGAUGGGGAAACGCCGAGACUGCGCCACAUCGGCAGUUUUGUGUUUUACGGGGACGUGGUUAUGUGGAUCGAUACCGGACUCUGCGCUGCAGCUGGCAGGCUUCCAACUCUUCAGAGCGGAUCGUAACACGGAACUCUCCGGCAAGACUAAAGGUGGUGGAAUCUGCUUUUACACCAACAGUGGCUGGUGUAACGAUGUGACAGUGAUUCAGCAGCACUGCUCUCCUGAUCUGGAAACUUUUUUCAUCAACUGCAAACCCUUUUACUCGCCCCGUGAGUUCGCCUCAUUCAUUCUGGUCGGUGUUUACAUCCCACCGCAGGCCAACGUGCAGGACGCACAGCGCACGCUCGCCGACCAGAUACUGCGUGUGGAGCGGACAUUCCCGGACUCUUUAGUUAUUGUCCUCGGCGACUUUAACAAAGGUAACCUCACCCACGAACUCCCAAAAUACAGACAACUUAUAAAAUGUCCGACCAGAGAGGACAAUAUUUUGGAUCACUGUUACACCACUAUCAGUAACGCUUAUCACGCCGUCCCCCGCGCUGCACUGGGCCAAUCUGACCACGUCAUGGUCCAUCUGAUUCCUGCAUACAGACAGAAACUCAAACUCUGUAAACCAGCUGUGAGGACAUCAAAGCAGUGGAGCAGUGAGGCUGUGGAGGAUCUUAAGGCGUGUUUGGAGACUACUGACUGGGAUGUUUUCAGGACUGCCACCACCAGUCUGGAUGAGUACACAGAGACUGUGACUUCUUAUAUCAGUUUCUGUGAGGACUGCUGCAUACCAUCACGCACCAGGGUGAGCUACAACAAUGACAAACCCUGGUUCAGUCCUAAACUCAGACAGCUGAGGCUGCAGAAGGAAGAGGCAUUCAGGAGCGGGGACAGGGACAGGUUUAAGGAGUCAAAGUACAGGUUUAGCAAGGCGGUGAGGGACGCUAAACGGCUGUACUCUGAGAAUCUCAAAAAACAGUUCUCAGCCAACGACUCUGCAUCUGUCUGGAAGGGGCUCAGGCAGAUCACCAACUACAAACCUAAAUCCCCCCACUCUGUCAACGACCUGCGUCUGGCAAACGAGCUGAACGACUUCUACUGCAGAUUUGAAAGACAAUGGGACAGUCCUAACACCAACACCAUCCCCCGCCACCACCAGCCCCUGCCCUCCUGCACCCCCAUCCCCACCUCAGCGGGGGCCUGCCCCCACCCUCAACUGCCCACAUUGAAGGACCCCCUUCCGUCAACUACCAUGACUCUCUCCAUCCAGGAGAGGGACGUAUCCAACAUAAACGAGUGUCUGGAGGGCGACUUCUGCUUCCCCAGAGGAGAGUGUGUGAACACGCCGGGGUCCUACGAGUGUGUGUGUUCGCAGGGAUUCAGGCUGAGCAGCAACCGGACCUGGUGCCUCGGUGGGUCAGUGCUGAAGGGCAGUAAAAAGCUUUGUCUCUCAGUGCGAUCAGUUGGGAGGAUUCCAGGCGGCUACAUCACCAACCAUGUUUAUACCUGGGUGGACCCCCAAGGUAGAAGUGUGUCUCCUCCUCCUGAUCUGCCCGAACAUCGGAGUGCCACUCUGAGGAGAACUGACAGCCAGCGACGCAGCAACAUGCAGCUUCUACAGGACGGAGAUGAGAAGAAGCUGAACAUGUAUUUUAGCAAAAAAGCCUUCGGGCGCAGCAUAAUGAACAGCUGCUACAGCUCCCUAGUCCUGUUCUUCAUCCCAUGGGCUGCCAUGCGGGAUACCGUGAGGGAUGACGGCAAAGACAUUGCGGAUUUUCAGUCCUUUGCCCUGCUGGCGCAAACCUGUCUGCUUAUCGUGGUUAGCAUACAGUUGAGUCUGGACACCCAUUACUGGACAUCCCUGAAUCAGUUAUUUGUUUGGGGUAGCCUGGCCACGUACUUUGCCGUGAAGUUCACCAUGUACAGCAACGGCAUGUUUCUCAUCUUCACCUCUUCUUUUCCCUUUAUUGGCACAGCAAGAAACUCUUUGAACCAGCCAAAUGUGUGGUUGACCAUGUUCCUGACCACCCUCCUCUGCGUUCUGCCCGUGUUGGCGGUCCGCUUCAUGCUCCUGCUGAUCCGUCCCACCAUCAACGACAAGGUGAGAUACAAGAUGCGUGAAGAGGCUCUGCCGGCGCCGGCUCCUCGCCACCGCCGCCGGCCCCGGACCUUCAGCACCCGCCGCUCUGGCUACGCCUUCUCCCACUCCCAGGGCUACGGCGACCUGGUCACCUCCCGCAAGUUCCUGCUCAAGAGACCCGUCAGGAGCCAGCUGACCUUUUUCACACAAACCGACGGCCCUGUGGCCACGGAGCCCCAGCACUUCCGCACCAUAAGUGAAGAGCCGGAGCAGAACUCGGAGCGCUGCUAA